Molecule: messenger RNA, 1279 nt
Organism: Seminavis robusta
Lineage: Eukaryota; Bacillariophyta; Bacillariophyceae; Naviculales; Naviculaceae
Source: the annotation of a GenBank genome assembly
AUGACGCCCACGUCCCAAUUAUGUCCCACAGCCAAAAUCAUUAGCAGCAUCUUGGAUGGAGCCUCGGAACGCGCACUGCUGCUGGCAUCCGAUGGCACUGUGUUGCAUCGCAAUGAAGCAGCCGAACAUUUUUUGUGCAAAGGCAGCUCCAUCACCCAAAUCCUCGCGUGUCCGGCAGCAGAAAACAAUAGAUGGUGGUCCCUGGAUCACUGUCGCAUUGUCAUGGCGGAUGGAACGACCACACGAAGCGAACGCAACAUUCAUUGGGUCACCACCGAGUGUCCCUGCUGUCCUGCCUCCACCACUUACUACACGGCCUACAUUUGCACCAAACACGAACGCGUCCGAGAAGUGGUCGAUCAUGCUUUGGAUCCAGUCAUUACAAUCAACGACAGAGGCAUUAUUGUCACGGCAAACGACGCUGCCACGGACUUGUUCCAAUACACCGAGGGUGAGCUUGUGGGUCACAAUAUCAGCAUGCUUUGUGGUGGGGAACAUGCCAAGAAACACGAUGCCUAUCUGCAGAAUUACCUCCAAACGGGAGUGCGUCGUAUUAUUGGUAAGAAGAGAGAGGUAACGGCUAAAAAGAAGGAUGGGACCGAAGUGCCUUGUGAGUUGGGCAUUCAAGAAAUCAAAGAUGUUUCCACCGGGAAUCGAUUCUUUUGUGGAUUCUUCAAAGACUUGACACUCUUGAAGCAACAUGAAGCCAUGUUACAGGAAAAACAAGCCCUGGCACAGGCCAUGGUGAAUGCUUCGUUUGAUGGAAUGGUGGAAAUUGAUCAGCAGGGGAUCAUACAAAUCGUAAAUGACGCCGCUUGCAACAUGUUUGGGUACACCAGAGAAGAGUUUUUAGGAAGCAACAUUUCACUUAUUUGUGGCGAUGGCCAUGCCAAAAACCACGAUGCCUACCUGCAACGAUACAUGGAAACGGGACAAAAGCGAGUGAUUGGGCAAAAACGACAGGUAAAAGCGCGGAGGAAGGAUGGGACAGAGUUGGAGGUGGAACUGGGUGUGCAGGAAGUUACUCUUUUCUCGGGAAAGAAGGCAUUUUGUGGAUUCAUCCGAGACAUGACACAGCAAAGGAAAGACAAAAGGGCAUUGCGAAAGCAGCAACAGCUCAUUCAUGGCAAAUUCUUUGGAGGUGAGGAGUAGUGGCUGUUUGAAACAAAAAAGUUCAAGAGCAUUCAUACGCGGUGCAUGCACAUGCAAUCCCUCUUGAGGUGCAGGUGUUAGAUAGAUGUUGUGCUAAUGGCAGUGUAGAAUUCUGUAAAGUCAGACC